Messenger RNA from Haliotis rubra (blacklip abalone), 7182 nucleotides. RefSeq lists its product as uncharacterized. The transcript has 9 exons. The coding region runs from base 96 to 5186 and encodes 1696 amino acids. Gene Ontology annotation, cellular component: nucleus; cytoplasm. NCBI's taxonomy places the organism in Eukaryota, Metazoa, Mollusca, Gastropoda, Lepetellida, Haliotidae. The record is from RefSeq and is a predicted model, not a curated record. Gene Ontology annotation, molecular function: protein binding.
GACGAUGCUGGUUGACAGUUGUUCAGAUUGAAGACACCGAUGAACGACAAGAAGUGAAGUCAGAACAAUAUCGUUGGAAGCUGUAUAUAGAUGUGAUGGAGGAAGGCCAAAGACAGACAGAUGAAGGUGACACAGAGAAUAGCGGAUGCUCACCAGCAAGGUGCAGAACAGACACUGACGAGGACAAUCCAUUAGAUGAGGAACACAUGGAACUUGCAGGUAUUACCACGGGCAAACCACAUGGAUCGACUGAAGGAGCUGGCAUGGAGGAUGCAGAAAAUAAAGAUGUUGACGAAGAGAGUGACGGACUUAGUGAUGGCACAGGCGAGGAUGAAGAUGAUGGGAAACAGGACGUGCCACAACUUGAAGCUGGUGCUGUCAAACUCAAGACUGUUCACCAACAGUAUUACCAACUUGUAGGUAAAGAUACCACGGCACUAGCACAACACAUUGUAGGAUGUUGUCAGCCACCACAGGGAGACAUAGCAUCAGCACCGCAGCAGCAACAGCAACUCCAACCAGUUUCAGCUGGUGAUGCUGAUCCAACUACAAGUCAAGCACAGCUGUCCACAUCUACAUCUUGUGUAGUUCCUGAAACACCAAGUCUACCUGUUCCAGGAACACCAUCCCUGACACCAGCGGCCACAUCUACAUCUUGUGUAGUUCCUGAAACACCAAGUCUACCGGUUCCAGGAACACCAGCCCAGACACCAGCGGCCACAUCUACAUCUUGUGUAGUUCCUGAAACACCAAGUCUACCGGUUCCAGGAACACCAUCCCUGACACCAGCGGCCACAUCUACAUCUUGUGUAACUCCUGAAACAACAAGUCUACCGGUUCCAGGAACACCAGCCCUGACACCAGCGUCCACAUCUACAUCUUGUGUAGUUCCUGAAACAAGUCUACAGGUCCCAGGAACACCGACCCUGACACCAGCGUCCACAUCUACAUCUUGUGUAGUUCCUGAAACAGGUCUACAGGUCCCAGGAACACCAGCCCUGACACCAGCGUCCACAUCUACAUCUUGUGUAGUUCCUGAAACAAGUCUACCGGAUCCAGGAACACCAGCCCUGACACCAGCGGCCACAUCUACAUCUUGUGUAGUUCCUGAAACAAGUCUACAGGUUCCAGGAUCACCAGCCCUAACACCAGCGUCCACAUCUACAUCUUGUGUAGUUCCUGAAACAAGUCUACAGGUUCCAGGAACACCAGCCCUAACACCAGCGGCCACAUCUACAUCUUGUGUAGUUCCUGAAACAAGUCUACAGGUCCCAGGAACACCAGCCCUGACACCAGCGUCCACAUCUACAUCUUGUGUAGUUCCUGAAACAAGUCUACAGGUCCCAAGAACACCAGCCCUGACACCAGCGUCCACAAUGUCUCCCAGAAUACCAGGAUCUGUUGUGUCAGAGAUACAGUCUGAGGUACCAGGGACUGGGGACACUGUUGCAGUCACACAGUGUAAGAGUUACCAAGUACAACACAACUUUGGAGAUGUGACAGUCAAGGGCGCUAAGAAUUUGAACAUUGGCGGAACUCAGAAUGUCGGUAGACCUCCCACCAACCAGGAGGAAGAGGAGAAGCCACUGACUGCAGCACAGAAGAUCAGGAAAAGAACAUCAUCUAGGAUACAGUCAUGGACUAAAGACAUGGUGGAGACAGACGCCCUGAAGAAAGUGAAGGGGAAGAUAGACAGAGGAGCAACAUGGGUGACAAUUAAAGGAAGACCAGGAGAGGGGAAGUCUACAACAGCCUACAUGGCUCUCAAACACCAGCACAGUCAGGGGAGACAAGUAUACCAGGUGGAGUCACCAGAAGAAUUCAGUGACGUCGUAUUGGCCAGCAAGAACGCUGUAAUUAUGUUAGAUGACAUAUUCGGUGAUUUGAAAUUUGACGCAGCUGAGUGGGUGAAGUGGAGACCACGUUUAAGACCUAUUGUCGGUAGGAAACACCCUAACACGAAUACUGAACAUAAAGGACAAAGCAAAAUAAUCAUUAUCCUCGUAGGCCGUGACUAUGCGCUGAAAUCCUCAUUGGCAUAUUUGGGAGGGAUUGCAGAUUACAUAUCUAGCCCCAAAUAUGUGGUGGAAGUUUCCUCACAGGGAGGCUCUUAUGAACGAAGGAAGAUAUGGCGAGUUCAUGCUAAAGGAAAGAACAUACAAUUUGAAGAGUCAACUGUGUCUCGGAUAUGUGAGGCUGACUGUCCACACGGGUUUCCCCAUGUCUGUAGAAUGUUUGUGGCAACAUAUGAAAAGGAUCAGACUCAGCUUCCAGAGACUUUUUUCCAAGAGCCCAUUGCUUUCCUCGACAAGACUUUGUAUAAGCUUUCUAAAGACAAGUUAACACGUUCACUGUUCAUGGCUAUGAUACGGAGAGAUGGGAUGGUUACUGGUCAAGAAAUGGAGGAGGACGAUAGCCUUGGGUAUGAAUGCAUAGCAGCUGCUGAUGAUUUGGUUGGAUCUUAUCUCAGGAAGGAAGAUGACACGUACAUGUUUGAUCAUCCAUCUAUAUAUGACAAUGUGGCCUUAAUUCUCAGUUCAAAGCAAUCACAAUUUGUCAUAGAAAAUUGUAGUUUGUCAUUUAUCCGUCAGCGACUUUGUCUUGCACCCUCCGGAGAAACAGGGAGAAACGUUGCUGAUGAGACAGAUCUUGUUGCAAAUAUCCCAUGGACUUAUGCUAAAUAUUUAGCUAGAAGAUUUGCAACUGAGAUUAAAAGGAGCAAUUUGUUGCAUGUUUUAUCACACCAGGCAUGUUGUAAUUCAGACUUUGUUGACUUGCUCAUGGACAACUUGAAGACAUACAGUGGCAUGUCUGUUCCUGAUAUUCUGAAACUAAGUGAUAAUUCGUCAAAACAGUCAUUUUGUGAAUUACUUUCCAGCAACAAGUCACAGCAUAUCAUCAAAUAUCUUAUGGAGAAAGAAAAUAUAUCAUUCAGCCAGAGUGAAGGAAGGGAUAUUUUAUUGGGUGUGUGCAUGAAUGCAGCUUGCAAUGUAUUGACCUACAUCAGUGGACACAUGAAACUUGAGAUGACUGCUAGAUAUGGAAGGGAGGAGAAGACACCUCUUAUGUUAGCAGCAGAAACCAGAGACAGUGUGUUUGUCAGUCAGAUUUUGUCCCUUGGUCCUGACCUGAAAGCAAGAGACAAUUACGAUCAAACUGUCUUUCGUUACCUCUGCCGAUAUGGCCUUACCUCUGCUGUGGAAUAUGUGAUUAACACUGGUGUAAAGGUCGACGACCAUCGUGCUCCAUAUAUCUUGCAGUGUGUUGAUGUGGUACUGAUGGCUGGGGUAGAUGUGAAUGUACAGAAUAAUACAGGUAACACACCACUUCAUACAGCAGUAGGACAGGGAUCUACAGAGUGUGUCGAUGUGUUAGUGAAGGCUGGAGCAGAUGUGAAUGUACAGAAUAAUACAGGUGACACACCACUUCAUACAGCAGCAGGACAGGGAUCUGCAGAGUGCGUUGAUGUGUUAGUGAAGGCUGGAGCAGAUGUGAAUGUACAGAAUACUACAGGUGACACACCACUUCACAGAGCAGCAGGACGGGGAUCUACAGAGUGUGUUGAUGUGUUACUGAAGGCUGGGGCUGAUGUUAAUAUACAGAAUAUUACAGGUGACACACCACUUCAUACAGCAGCAGGACAGGGAUCUACAGAGUGUGUUGCUGUGUUACUGAAGGCCGGAGCUGAUGUUCAUGUACAGAAUAAUACAGGUGACACACCACUUCAUACAGCAGCAGGACAGGGAUCUACAGAGAAUGUUGUCGUGUUUCUGAAGGCUGGGGCUGAUGUAAAUAUACAGAAUAAUGCAGGCGACACACCACUUCAUACAGCAGCAUCAGCGUAUGGAUCUAUACAUUGGAGAUCUACAGAUUGUGUUGAUGUUUUAUUGAAGGCUGGAGCGGAUGUUAAUUUGCAGAACAAAACAGGUGAAACACCACUUCAUGGAUCAGCAAGACGAGGAUUUGUAGAGAGUGUUGAUAUGUUACUGAAAGCUGAAGCUAAUGUUAAUAUAAAGAAUAAUACAGGUGACACACCACUUCAUGAAGCAGCAGGACGGGCAUCUACAGAGUGUGUUGAUGUGUUACUGAAGGCUGGAGCGCAUGUUAACUUACAGGAUAAUACAGGUGACACUCCACUUCAUACAGCAGCAGGACGGGGAUCGACAGAGUGUGUUGAUGUGUUACUGAAGGCUGGAGCACAUGUUAAUGUACAGAACAAUACAGAUGUUAAUGUGCAGAACAAAACAGGUGUCUCACCACUUCAUGAAGCACUAGUACCAGCAGUGUGGGGAUCUACAGAGUGUGUUGAUGUGUUACUGAAGGCUGGCGCUGAUGCUAAUGUACAGAAUAAUACAGGUGACACACCACUUCAUACAGCAGUGGUGUUGGGAUCUAUACAGAGUGUUGUUGAUGUGUUACUGAAGGCUGGCGCUGAUGUUAAAGUACAGAAUAAUACAGGUGACACACCACUUCAUAUAGCAGCAGGACGCGGAUCUACAAAAUGUGUUGAUGUGUUACUGAAGGCAGGAGCAGAUGUUAAUGUACAGAAUAAUACAGGUGACACUCCUCUUCAUAAGGGAGCAAUGUUGGGAUUUGCACAGCGUGUUGAUUUGCUACUAAAGGCUGGAGCAGAUGUUAAAGUACGGAAUAUUACGGGUGACACACCACUUCACACAGCAGCAGAAUGGGGAUCUACAAAAUCUGUUAAUGUGUUAUUGAAGGCUGGAGCACAUGCUAAUGCAAAGAAUAAUGCAGGUGACACACCACUUCAUAAAGCUACAGGACGGGGAUCUACAAAGUGUGUUGAUGUUUUACUGAAGGCUGGAGCAGAUGUUAAUGGACAGAAUGAUACAGGUGACACUCCUCUUCAUAUAGUAGUAGGAGCAGAAGUAUGGGAUCCUACAGAGUGUGUUGAUGUGUUAAUGAAGGCUGGAGCAGAUGUGAAUGUACAGAAUAAUACAGGUGACACACCACUUCAUAAAGCAGUAGGACAGGGAUCUACAGAGUGUGUUGAUGUGUUACUGAAGGCUGGGGCUGAUGUUAAUAUACAGAACAAUACAGGUGACACACCACUUCAUACAGCAGCAGAGAGGAAAUCUGUAGAAAGUGUUGAAGUGUUUUUGAUGGCUGGAGCAGAUGUUAAUGAACAGAAUACAGGUGACACACCACUUCAUAAAGCUACAUGACGGGGAUCAACAAAGUGUGUUGAUGUUUUACUGCAGGCUGGAGCAGAUGUUAAUGUGCAGAAAAAUACAGGUGACACUCCUCUGCUCCUUGACACUUAUCUUCAUGCAUAAAAUGUAUGAAAAUACCUGACACUUUUUCGUUGUCAAGCAAACCAAGUUUGAUUGGAGAUUUCACUUCCUUAUUGUAAGAAUUGAGCUGAAGAGUAAACGCAAGAUAUUUUAUGGAUGGCAACUUUACUCUUUUUCAGGAGAGGUCUUCCUAGCAGUAAAUAUGAGCAUUUUCUGCGACUGAAACUGUCCUGUCACCCUCGUAACAAUGUUUUGAUUUUGUAUAUACAAAUAAUUGUCUUUUUUUCAAUUAUACGGACCCCCACCUUCACGUGGGAUUACCUCCCUUACCAUGCAUGCGCGGGUAGCCAGGUGUAUUCCUUGGGGGUUCGGCCUCUCUUUCGAGCCCUGGCGCCUAAACAGUACAGGCUGAUUCUGCCGUUUUCCCAAAUCGGGAGCCCCUCUGCGUGCGCCGUACCGAUACUUUGAGGAGCAAUAUCAGACCGCUAGUUAGCAGGUGCGGGUGGUGGUCCAUGGCGCAUACCUCCCUUGUUACAGAGGUCUGUCUUGGAAGAGGAGGGGAACCCCGGUGAUGUGUCACCACAUCUGGUUCUCCUCCGUCAGCCAACCGAGGUUCAGGUUCACCUGACACGAGACUUGGGCGCAGUUAUGGGCAAGCACCCACUGUGGCUGUCGAUGUCUCCCUGCUCGACAGCUACACCGCAAACCUUGUUGGCCCUCUCGUCUCGGUUGGGAGCUACCUUUUUUCCAGGGGCUCAGAAGGUUAAUUGGGAGGCUAUGGAGACGGCAACUUCCUUCAAGGACUCUAAGGCCCUGUUGGAACAGUCGCAGAAUGUUCGCACCCUUACCCCCAUGAUGGGUUCUUCCUUAAUGAUGCAGCCUACAUCCUACUCAAAACCUUUGGUGCAAAUUCUGGUACCCAGUUGUUCUGCUGUUACCGUAGCGGGGAAGUGUUAACCUGCUAGCAAGCAGACAGUUUCUCGUUGUCUGUUCGGCUUACAAUGCUAAGGGUUAGUCUUCUCCCGAAGAGUUGAAGUCUUAUUCGUAUAGCAGAGCGUAUAACAGAUAAAACACAAGUUAUUUAAUUUGUACAAUAUUGUAAUAAAGCAUUGUUACAACUGUCACAGGACGUUAUCGCUUUGUCUUCAAAGAAUUGAAAACCCAUACGGGUUUGGCUUAUUGUAUCAUAAAUCAUCAAAAGGUCCAUAGUGAAACUUAAUACAGAUUCUGUUAUAUUUUCUUUCCUGUUCUGUUAUGAUGCUCAAUUUCAGUUUAGAUUGUUAUACCAUUGUCUUGAUUGACAGCAGUAAAGGGGUCUUCACUGAAAUGUAUUACAAGUUUUGUUACCCGUGUUCGUUACGAAUUUUGAGUGGUCAGAUUUAUUCAUUCCAGUUGUGUUCCUUGCAGGAGAGAGAAUUAUGACGGUCACGAUACUGCAGGACAUAUUUCCAUCUGUAGCUAACACUUAAUGCUAUGAGUACAAGGAAGGGUCGAAAUCUGCUUGAACCCACGAGGUAGACCACGACCGCAUAUUUUCUUGCAACAGAUCUAGAAUUCACACUGGACGUGUAACUUGACAAAAUUCUUCACGGUCCGACUACUUUUUGACUGUCCCUCGUAUCAUAUCCCGAACUGUAUUUCCAAUUUCAACCGUGACCUUUUACCUUGUAUUACACUCUGAAGAUGUCUAGUGACGUCCAUGUUCAACAUGUCAGUCUAUAUUAUCUCUGCCCUUCACUGUUCCGGUUAUCAAAUACAUGAAUGAUAUAUUGCACCCCAUCUCUUGAGUAUAAGAAGAAUAUGAGGCCUUCGCCUGUUGAGAGUCGUAUGCAGUUACUUCCAGUAAUGCAUGGACAAUUAUGGCGAAAGAUACAACCACACUAUGUUCCCCUUGAUCAGUGAUUGAUACUGUGCAGCGCUGCUAUGG